Molecule: messenger RNA, 999 nt
Organism: Cercospora beticola
Lineage: Eukaryota; Fungi; Ascomycota; Dothideomycetes; Mycosphaerellales; Mycosphaerellaceae
Biological process (GO): fatty acid beta-oxidation
Cellular component (GO): mitochondrion
Molecular function (GO): enoyl-CoA hydratase activity
Source: RefSeq, a predicted model, not a curated record
AGAGCUUUGGAUCAUCUCGCAUUGACUGCUGGCUCAGUUUUCUUCUACGUUUGCAAACACAACCAAUCCACUGUCAAUGAUGCUGGCGUCAAAACUCAGGCCAAGUGCCACCCAGUUCGGCCGCUUCAUGCUGCCAUUGCGCGUGAGAAACUCCUCCAGCGCACAGGAGCAGACAUACGAGCACAUCAAAGUGUCUACGCCUCGACCUGGUGUCGGACUUGUGGAGCUCCACCGCCCCAAAGCACUCAAUGCCCUCUUCACACCCCUCAUCCUCGAGCUCAAUACCGCCCUCAAAGCCUUCGACAAAGAUUCCACAAUUGGCGCCAUCGUCCUGACCGGAUCCCACAAAGCCUUCGCAGCCGGCGCUGAUAUCAAAGAGAUGUCGACCAAAACAUUCUCUGACGCCUACGGUGACGAUUUCAUCGAAUCGUGGUCCGACCUUCCCAACACCAUCAAGAAACCCGUCAUUUCUGCAGUUAACGGGCAUGCAUUGGGUGGUGGAUGCGAAUUGGCCAUGAUGGCUGACAUCCUAUACGCUUCCGAAAAGGCAAACUUUGGACAACCCGAGAUCAAACUCGGCGUCAUUCCCGGCGCAGGAGGCUCUCAGCGAUUGACGCGAGCGAUCGGAAAGUCAAGAGCUAUGGAACUCAUUCUGACAGGGAAGAACUUCAGUGGAAAAGAAGCAUUUGAAUGGGGACUGGCCGCAAGAGUCUUUGCUACACCAGAAGAAUGUGUGGAAGGCGCGUUGGCUACAGCGGAGACGAUUGCAAGCUACAGCAAGAUGGCUGUCAAGGCAUGCAAGGAAGUGGUAAAUAAGAGCCAGGAUUUGGGUAUCAGAGAGGGAGUGGAAUAUGAGAGGAGACUGUUCCAUGGCUUAUUUGGUAGCCAAGAUCAAAAGAUUGGAAUGGAAGCUUUCGCGAAGAAGCAGAAGGCAGAGUGGACGCAUCGGUAGGGCGUUCAUUGAUGAAUCAUAAAAGACAUAAUACUGCCACAGAAGCU